AUAAUUCUCUUGGUAUGCCUCGCGUGUAGCAAACGUGCUCCACAAUUUCGCUUCGCAAAAAUGGAAACAAGUUCAGCCACUGUACCUGGCGAGGUGUUUGCAGCCGAAAAAAUACUUAAAAAGCGCUAUAAAAAGGGAAGGGCUGAAUAUUUAGUCAAAUGGCAGGGUUACUCUUCAAAAUUUAACACUUGGGAACCAGUUGAAAAUAUACUUGAUGAAAGAUUGUUGCAGUCUUUUAAAAUAAGCCAUCCUUUUCGUGGACGCAAAAGAAAAAGAGGGGGGGGAUUUGGAAAGUGGAAUAAAAAAGCAAAAAUUGAGGAAGACGUAAGUUUUGAACAAGAUGUUGAGGAAGAAGAUGGCGAUAUAUCUGUAUGCUCUGGUGAAGAAGAAUUAACAAACACCUUAAGCGACAUAAAAGAAGAGCUAGAAGAAGGUCAAAGCCCUGAUAAAAGUUGCUUGACCAUUAAUGAAACUUUAGAAAACAAAGAGAAGGAGAGCUGUGUUACCAACACUCAGAAAAAAACUAUUGAUAAUACACUGAAAGACCAUGUUAGUAACACCUCUCGACUGAAGAAAACCACCUCAAUGCCGAAGAAAAAGCAAUUAGAUUCGAACUGCGAAUGUUGGAAAAGACCGUUAAUCGAUCAAAUUAUGAUAACCGACGUGACGUCUGACGACAUUACUGUAACUAUAAAAGAGUGUUUUACCGACGUUGGUUUUUUUCAUAAGCAGUAAAUAGGAAUGUUGUACCAUUCAAAACAGUGAAAGGCUGAACGAGACAAAAAUAAAAGUUACUUUAUUUGUACAGCUUUCGCACGUAAGACAAUCCAUUUCACUCGUUUGCACAAUAACAAUCAAAACGUCA
This is a messenger RNA of Hydractinia symbiolongicarpus, 865 nucleotides long. Its product is annotated as chromobox protein homolog 2-like. NCBI's taxonomy places the organism in Eukaryota, Metazoa, Cnidaria, Hydrozoa, Anthoathecata, Hydractiniidae. The record is from RefSeq and is a predicted model, not a curated record. Bases 61 to 735 code for a protein of 224 amino acids. The transcript is spliced from 5 exons.